CAAAAGCUCGGAGUCAGAGCGAAGAUCAAGACGGCCAUGCGGUCUCGAGUGUCAGUUGAACAGCACGCGCGCCACUGACUUUUCGCGAAAAAUUUUUUAGUGGUGAUAAGUUUGGUUUUUUCUGGAUUUGAGUGUUGUGUCUGGUGUCGUACGAUCAUGGCUGGAUAGUCGCGAGGAGAUGUCGACGGAAAAACUCGCUUCAAAUCGAAUCUGUCGUUCGGAAAAUGCCGCGAGUGCGUUGAUGCCUGCACGUGAGAAGCUGUGAGUCCUAUAUGGGCAUCCGCAGGACCAGUUGCCAUAGACCGAUAUGGUGCAUCCUCUUGCUGGCCAUCCAGCAGUGCGUUGCGGUGGAUUUUCGGAACAUUAUUGCCGUGAAUACGCUUCCGGAUGGCGAGGUUGAGACGAGGAUCAGUUAUAGGAAAAUCAGUGCCAAAGAAACCACCGUUGGAAAGGGAUCAUCAACUGGUCUGAAAUACCGCCAAAUCGUGAAGGGACACGGCCUCCUCCAAGUAAUACUCGACGAUAGCAAUAAAUUAAUAGACUGUGACUACGUCCACGAUGAACAGUUGUCCAAAACGUUCCUUGAUAAUUUUAAGCAAGAUUUAAGCAAUCUCAUAGCUACCUCAAAUGUAUCGAUAGAAUUCCUAGACGAAAAUUCCCUUCCGAGGCAUUUAAAGUCCAAGUUCCAGAUGAAGAAACUCAGGAAAGAGUGUGAAGAACUUCAUGAAAGACUGAAGAGCGAAGCAGAGAGAAUGCAGCAUAUGUAUUAUUCUAAUAGCUCACAUAGUAUCCGUAGAGAUAGAAGAGACCUCAGCGACCUCCUCAGAGUUCCUGGUACUAAAUGGUGCGGCAAGGGUUAUUCGGCAGAGAAGUAUACCCGUUUGGGAAUGUUCAGCAGGACUGACAGAUGCUGCAGGAAGCACGAUACCACGUGUCCUUUUUGGAUAGGAGGAUUCUCCACCAAAUACGGAUUGUAUAACUGGAGAAUAAACACAAUUAUGCAUUGCGGUUGUGAUGAACGUUUCAGGGCUUGUUUGAAACUAGUUGGUACCAGUGACGCCAAUAUGGUUGGAAAACUAUUCUUCAACGUGGUGCAAACCCAGUGCUUUGUCAUUAAAUACAAGAAGAAAUGUAUAAAGAGGUCAUGGUGGGGAAAAUGUGAAAAGCAUAAGUUCAUCAAACAUGCCAUAUUGAGAGAAAACUUACCAUAUUGAAUGUUCAACUCAAUUUUU
Messenger RNA from Harmonia axyridis, 1232 nucleotides. RefSeq lists its product as uncharacterized. The transcript is spliced from 5 exons. Lineage: Eukaryota; Metazoa; Arthropoda; Insecta; Coleoptera; Coccinellidae. Gene Ontology annotation, biological process: arachidonate secretion; phospholipid metabolic process. The record is from RefSeq and is a predicted model, not a curated record. The coding region runs from base 273 to 1214 and encodes 313 amino acids. Gene Ontology annotation, molecular function: A2-type glycerophospholipase activity.